AUCGAACGGCGUGGGAGUGCGUGUGCGAGUGUGUGUUUGGAGCAGAGUCAGUUAAUCUAUUGCCAGCUCAACAUAUAGACACCGCCAACAGAUGUUGGCAGUGCGGAAAAUCGAGUCAGAGCAGCCAGAAGCCAAGUCCGAGUUGUUUUGGUGAAGAAGAAAAUCGCAAGACUUCCAGAAAAUGUCGCGUCUCCUGUUCGCGACCCUGCUGGCCAUAAGUUUGGGUUGUGUGGCGCCCAGCAGCAGUGGCAGCAACCACCUGCCAGCGGGAUUAGCAGUGGAUCUGGGGCCAGGUGUGAACCUCAACGAGCGCUUCUUCGACCAGGUGCGGGCGCUCAUCAAGAGGAGGCUCCAGGAGAAGGGACUGGCGAAGCAAACGGAGCAGCCGGAGCUGCCCUUGCCACUGGCCGAGGACGAUGCCCUGGCUCUGCAGAAUCAACGCAGCUACGACAAUGUGCCCCUUCCGGCGGCCAGUGUUCCCACGCCUGUGCUCGUCGAGAACUGGCCCACCGAGCAGCACAGCUUUGGCCAGGUCACCGCCGUGGCCGUGGAUCCACAGGGAAACCCAGUGGUUUUCCACCGCGCCGAACGCUACUGGGAUGUAAAUACCUUCAACGAGAGCAAUAUAUACUACCUAAUUGAAUACGGGCCCAUUAAGGAGAACACCAUUUAUGUGCUUGACGCAAAGACGGGAGCCAUUAAGUCGGGAUGGGGAUCGAAUAUGUUUUAUAUGCCACAUGGCAUGACCAUCGAUACUCAUGGAAAUUAUUGGAUUACCGAUGUGGCCAUGCACCAGGCUUUUAAGUUUAAGCCCUUCAGCAACAAGCCACUGCUCACCAUUGGCAAGCGAUUUAGGCCCGGAUCAUCCGUUAAGCAACUGUGCAAGCCCACUUCCAUCGCCGUGGCUAAAACGGGGGAGUUCUUUAUCGCUGAUGGCUACUGCAAUAGUCGGAUACUCAAGUUCAAUGCCGCUGGCAAGCUGUUACGCACGAUUCCCCAGCCACCCGAAUUCCUUUCAUUACAGGUGCCCCAUGCCAUCACCUUGCUGGAACACCUGGAUCUCUUGUGCAUCGCUGAUAGGGAGAAUAUGCGCGUAGUCUGUCCCAAAGCUGGCUUGAUAUCCUCCCAUGGCGAGGGUGAACCGGCGGCCACCAUCCAGGAACCGGACUUGGGUCGCGUCUUCGGGGUCGCCAGCUAUGGGGACAUAGUGUUCGCCGUCAAUGGACCCACUUCCAUGCUGCCCGUGCGGGGAUUCACCAUCGAUCCGCGCUCAGAGACGAUCAUCGGGCACUGGGGAGAGUUCAAGAACCCGCACUCCAUGGCGGUCAGUGUCAACGGAUCGGCACUGUAUGUGACCGAGAUCGGGACCAACCACCAGACGAAUCGAGUGUGGAAGUAUGUGCUGGCCUGAACCUAAACCCAAUCGCACUGCGCUCCUGCAUAUCCGUAGAUCCCUAGAUUCCUCCCAAUUAG
Molecule: messenger RNA, 1473 nt
Organism: Drosophila takahashii
Lineage: Eukaryota; Metazoa; Arthropoda; Insecta; Diptera; Drosophilidae
Gene: Pal2
Product: Peptidyl-alpha-hydroxyglycine-alpha-amidating lyase 2
Biological process (GO): peptide metabolic process
Cellular component (GO): extracellular region; membrane
Molecular function (GO): catalytic activity; protein binding
Source: RefSeq, a predicted model, not a curated record